CCCCGCGUGCAGCCGCCCGGGCCCCGGGCGCUCCGGCCUCUCCGGCCGCGGUCAGCGAGGGGCGCGGGCCGGCCCGCGGCGACGGCGGCGGCGGCAUGAAAGUGACCGUGUGCUUCGGGAGGACCCGGGUGGUCGUGCCGUGCGGGGACGGCCACAUGAAAGUUUUCAGCCUCAUCCAGCAAGCGGUGACCCGCUACCGGAAGGCGAUCGCCAAGGAUCCAAACUACUGGAUACAAGUGCACCGCCUGGAACAUGGGGAUGGAGGAAUUCUCGAUCUUGACGACAUCCUCUGUGAUGUGGCAGAUGACAAAGACAGGCUGGUAGCGGUGUUUGACGAGCAAGACCCCCAUCAUGGAGGUGAUGGCACCAGUGCCAGCUCCACGGGCACCCAGAGUCCGGAGAUAUUUGGCAGUGAGCUUGGCCCCAACAAUGUUUCAGCCUUCCAGCCUUACCAAGCAACAAGUGAGAUUGAGGUCACCCCUUCUGUCCUUCGUGCGAAUAUGCCUCUUCACGUGCGACGAAGCAGUGACCCGGCUUUAAUUGGCCUCUCCACUUCUGUCAGCGACAGUAACUUCUCUGAAGAGCCUUCUCGGAAAAACCCCACCCGCUGGUCGACCACCGCCGGCUUCCUCAAGCAAAACACGGCCGGCAACCCCACUGCGUGUGACAGGAAGAAAGAUGAAAACUACAGAAGCCUCCCACGGGACACUAGUAACUGGUCUAACCAAUUUCAGAGAGACAAUGCUCGCUCAUCUCUGAGUGCCAGUCACCCAAUGGUGGACAAGUGGCUGGAGAAGCAAGAACAGGAUGAGGAUGGGACGGAGGAAGACAGCAGCCGUGUUGAACCCGUGGGACACGCCGACACUGGUGUGGAGAACGUACCCAACUUUUCUCUGGAUGAUAUGGUAAAGCUCGUACAAGUCCCCAACGAUGGAGGGCCUCUGGGAAUCCAUGUAGUGCCUUUCAGUGCUCGAGGCGGCAGAACCCUGGGGUUAUUAGUAAAACGAUUGGAGAAAGGUGGUAAAGCUGAGCAAGAAAACCUUUUUCAUGAGAAUGAUUGCAUUGUCAGGAUUAAUGAUGGCGACCUUCGAAAUAGAAGAUUUGAACAAGCACAGCAUAUGUUUCGCCAAGCCAUGCGUACAUCUAUCAUUUUGUUCCAUGUGGUUCCCGCCGCAAAUAAAGAGCAGUACGAACAACUCUCCCAGAGCGAGAGGAACAAUUACUAUUCGAGCCGCUUCAGCCCCGACAGCCAGUACGGGGACCCCAGGAGUGUGAACAGCGCGGGCCUUCAGACUCUGCCCCGGGCGCCCAGGCCGAACCCCCCGCCAGAGCACACGGACCCCCUCCCCCGACUCCUACCUCAGGGCCCGCAGCCCUCCGGAAAGCCGCGCGCUCCGGCCCCAGCCGCCCAGAAUGUGUUCAGUAGCAACCUAAGCAGUGGGUACAGCACCAAAAAAGUAGGCAAGAAGCUGGACAUCCAGCUCAGGAAAGGUACAGAAGGUUUAGGAUUCAGCAUCACUUCUCGGGAUGUAACAAUAGGUGGCUCAGCGCCAAUUUAUGUGAAAAACAUUCUCCCAAGAGGGGCUGCCAUUCAAGAUGGCAGACUGAAGGCAGGAGACAGACUUAUAGAGGUGAACGGAGUGGAUCUAGCAGGCAAGUCCCAGGAGGAAGUCGUUUCCCUGCUGAGAAGCACCAAGAUGGACGGGGUCGUGAGCCUUCUGGUCUAUCGCCAAGAAGAUGCCUUCCACCCAAGGGAACUGAAUGCAGAGCCAAGCCAGAUGCAGAUUCCAAAAGAAACGAAAGCAGAAGAUGAGGAUACUGUUCUCACACCUGAUGGCACCAGGGAAUUCCUGACGUUUGAAGUUCCGCUGAAUGAUUCAGGAUCAGCCGGUCUUGGCGUCAGUGUCAAAGGUAACCGGUCAAAAGAGAACCACGCCGAUUUGGGAAUCUUUGUCAAGUCCAUUAUUAACGGAGGAGCAGCGUCUAAGGACGGGAGGCUUCGGGUGGACGAUCAGCUGAUCGCAGUGAAUGGAGAGUCCCUGUUGGGGAAGACAAACCAGGAUGCCAUGGAAACCCUCCGCAGGUCCAUGUCCACGGAGGGGAACAAGCGAGGCAUGAUCCAGCUCAUUGUGGCAAGGAGAAUAAGCAAGUGUGCUGAGCUGAAGUCACCUGGGAGCCCCUCUGGACCCGAGCUGCCCAUUGAAACGGUGUUGGAUGAGCGAGAACGAAGGAUUUCCCAUUCCCUCUACAGCGGGAUUGAGGGCCUUGACGAAUCACCCACGAGAAAUGCUGCGCUCAGUAGGAUAAUGGGUAAAUACCAGCUGUCCCCCACGGUGAACAUGCCCCAAGAUGACACUGUCAUCAUAGAGGAUGACAGGUUGCCGGUGCUUCCUCCACACCUCUCUGACCAGUCAUCUUCCAGCUCCCAUGAUGAUGUAGGGUUCGUGACCACAGAUCCUAGCACCUGGGCCAAGGCUGCCAUCACUGACUCAGCAGACUGCUCUUUGAGUCCGGAUGUCGAUCCAGUUCUUGCUUUUCAACGAGAAGGAUUUGGACGUCAGAUAGCUGACGAGACUAAACUCAAUACAGUGGAUGACCAGAAAGCAGGUUCCCCCAGCAGAGAUGUGGGGCCUUCCUUGGGUCUGAAGAAGUCGAGCUCUUUAGAGAGUCUGCAGACAGCAGUCGCUGAGGUGACUUUGAAUGGGGACAUUCCCUUUCAUCGCCCACGGCCGCGGAUAAUCCGAGGAAGAGGAUGCAAUGAGAGCUUCAGAGCUGCCAUUGACAAGUCCUAUGAUAAACCUGCCGUAGAUGAUGAUGACGAAGGCAUGGAGACAUUGGAAGAAGACACAGAAGAAAGUUCAAGAUCAGGAAGAGAGUCUGUAUCCACAGCCAGCGACCAGCCUUCCCACUCUCUGGAGAGACAGAUGAAUGGAAACCAAGAGAGAGGUGAUAAGACCGAUCGGAGAAAGGAGAAAAUGGGGAAAGAGAAGAAGAAAGACCGAGACAAGGAGAAGGAGAAAAUGAAAGCCAAGAAGGGGAAGCUGAGGGGCUUGGGAGACAUGUUUAGGUUUGGCAAACAUCGGAAAGAUGACAAGAUUGAGAAAACGGGUAAAAUAAAAAUCCAGGACUCCCUGACGUCCGAAGAGGAGAGAGUGCGGAUGAAGCAGGAGCAGGAGAGGAUUCAAGCCAAAACUCGAGAAUUUAGGGAGCGGCAGGCUCGGGAGCGUGACUAUGCUGAAAUCCAAGAUUUUCAUCGGACGUUUGGCUGUGAUGAUGAGUUGAUGUACGGGGGAAUGUCCUAUGAAGGCUCCAUGGCUCUCAGCACCAGACCCCAGAGCCCCAGAGAAGGCCGCGUGAUGGAUGCUUUGUAUGCCCAAGUGAAGAAGCCACGGAAUUCCAAACCUUUACCUGCAGACAGAUCAACUCCCAGCAACCAUGAUCGGAUACAGCGUCUCCGGCAAGAAUUUCAGCAGGCAAAGCAAGAUGAGGACGUGGAAGAUCGGCGACGUACCUACAGCUUUGAACAACCUUGGCCCAACUCCCGACCGUCAGCGCAGAGUGGCCGGCACUCAGUGUCCGUGGAGGUCCAGCUGCAGCGCCAGCGCCAGGAGGAGCGAGAGAGCUUCCAGCAGGCCCAGCGUCAGUACAGCUCUCUGCCACGGCAAAGCAGGAAAAAUGCCAGCUCCGUCUCCCAGGACUCUUGGGAGCAGAACUACCCCCCUGGGGAAGGCUUCCAGAGUGCCAAGGAGAACCCCAGGUACUCCAGCUACCAAGGCUCCCGAAAUGGCUACCUGGGCGGGCAUGGUUUCAAUGCCAGGGUGAUGCUGGAGACGCAGGAACUCCUUCGCCAGGAGCAGAGGCGGAAAGAGCAGCAGAUGAAGAAGCAGCCCCCUGCUCCCGAGGGGCUCAACAAUUAUGACUCAUAUAAGAAAGUCCAGGACCCCAGUCACAUCCCGCCCAAGGGGCCCUUCCGGCAGGAUGUGCCCCCAUCCCCUUCUCAGGUCGCCAGGCUCAACAGACUCCAGACUCCUGAGAAGGGGAGACCCUUCUAUUCCUGAGCAAGAGAAGAAAGAGCAGAUGCUUCAUGUCAUGCAAUAAAGGACAUUUUCCUAUGAAGACUCGUAUUGGGGGAGUUUUUUUAAAACCUCAGUGGUACUGUGGAAUAUUUCUGUUGUCGGUAUCAGUGCCUUUAAGCAGUGUGGGCAAUUCGAUGGAAGGCCUUAAUGUCUUUGCCACUAUGUCUCAAGUGUCUAUUUCAUGGAAGGAUUUCUCACCAUCUGACAAUCACCUGUUCAAGGCAUUCAUACGCUCAUGGGGGUACCGGGAAUCAUAGCCCAUCCUGUGGGAUGUCCUCGGCUUUGUGUGUCCACCCCACACAACUUGUGGCCACAGAUGACCCUGAACUUAAGGGUGAUGUUGAUCCCUCUUUUUUCCCUUUAAGUUUCUUAGAUGAGGCAACAUCUCAGUCUCUGGUGGAUGGAAAUGGGUGACAUACGCCAGAAAUUGGGGCUCUGCGAUGCUUCACGGCACAGUCAUUUAUAAUCCUUUGUAACCAGUGUGGUUUCCCUUUUCUUUCUUGGUUCCUUGUAACAGGAAAGUUCCUUCAUUUAAAAGAAGCUAAGCCAUAUUCCAACACUGUCUGGUUAUCGGGGUGGGGGGAGGGGUCUCUUUGUAACUGCCUUAUAACUCAGUGUUAUCAAUAAACCAGUCAUUCUGUCUGCGUUUAUAAA
Molecule: messenger RNA, 4730 nt
Organism: Sus scrofa (pig)
Lineage: Eukaryota; Metazoa; Chordata; Mammalia; Artiodactyla; Suidae
Source: RefSeq, a predicted model, not a curated record